AUGGCAUAUCAAUUAGCAACGACAUCCACACUCUACUUCGACUCGAUACACCUUCUGGCGGGCUCGUCUGCUCGUUUACUUGCUAGUAUCGGCCUGUUUCGCAAUGUGUCUGCAGCCAUAUUUCCUCCUGAUACCAAGGUUAAGAUGCUGGACCCAAAAGGUUUUCGCAGGGCUAUGAGGAGUAAUAGGACGAGCGUGGUUGCGUUUGUCGCCCCGUGGUGCGGGCACUGUCAACGAAUGGCUCCCGAGUACAGCAAGGCCGCCGAGAAUUUGAGUCCACUCAUCCCGUUUUAUGCAGUAGACUGCGAUGCCGAGUUGAACAAGCGGUUGUGCGGAGAACAGGGUGUUCAAGGGUUCCCAACAGUCAAAGUCUUCCCUCGUGGUAGCCUGGCCCAGCCUGAGCCGUACGACUCCAACGAACGUACUCUGGCAAGUUCAUCCGCUGGGCCUCGCGCUCCGUGCCCAAUAACCGUGACGAGCGAUCUCCCACGUGUCAUUCUCUUGAAUAAGGACAAGAAGUUUCCGCUGCUCUGGCAGGUCUUUGCCAAUAAUUACUGGAAGAAGAUGGCGUUUGGCCAUCAUACAGACCCAGAUGGCGCAUUUGCGACAUCCUUGGGGUUCCCAGCGACUGUCGAGGGAAAGGCGUCAAAGGUCAUUGUGUAUCCACCAGGAUCCAGCGUGCCGGUUUUGUAUGAAGGGACGACCAAGUAUGAGCCGUUGACCAAAUUCUUUAGGUCCAUAUUGGAUGGGUCAGCAGACUUCCUUCAAACAUCACCAGAGCAAUCUGUCAGGGAUGAACUGUAA
This is a messenger RNA of Suillus subalutaceus, 804 nucleotides long. RefSeq names its product thioredoxin-like protein. Gene Ontology annotation, biological process: response to endoplasmic reticulum stress. Bases 1 to 804 code for a protein of 267 amino acids. The transcript is spliced from 8 exons. Gene Ontology annotation, cellular component: endoplasmic reticulum lumen. Lineage: Eukaryota; Fungi; Basidiomycota; Agaricomycetes; Boletales; Suillaceae. The record is from RefSeq and is a predicted model, not a curated record. Gene Ontology annotation, molecular function: protein-disulfide reductase activity; protein disulfide isomerase activity.